AUGAAAUUUCUGUUCCACAUGUAUGACUCAGACAGCGACGGCCGCAUCACCCUGGAAGAGUAUCGAAAUGUGGUGGAGGAGCUGCUCUCCGGGAACCCACACAUCGAGAAGGAGUCGGCCCGCUCCAUCGCUGACGGGGCCAUGAUGGAGGCAGCCAGCGUGUGCGUGGGGCAGAUGGAGCCUGACCAGGUGUAUGAGGGGAUCACCUUCGACGACUUCCUGAAGAUCUGGCAGGGGAUAGACAUCGAGACCAAGAUGCACGUGCGCUUCCUUAACAUGGAAACCAUCGCCCUCUGCCAUUGACCCGCCUGCCCCCCGCAGAGGCCACGCUGUGCCCACAGCCUCCCGUGGGGCCCGAGGCUGCCCGGCUCCUAAAA
Molecule: messenger RNA, 377 nt
Organism: Lutra lutra (Eurasian river otter)
Lineage: Eukaryota; Metazoa; Chordata; Mammalia; Carnivora; Mustelidae
Product: calcineurin B homologous protein 3-like
Exons: 1
Coding region: 1-303 (100 amino acids)
Molecular function (GO): calcium ion binding
Source: RefSeq, a predicted model, not a curated record